Mesocestoides corti is the source of this 591-nucleotide messenger RNA. Lineage: Eukaryota; Metazoa; Platyhelminthes; Cestoda; Cyclophyllidea; Mesocestoididae. The record is from the annotation of a GenBank genome assembly.
AUGUCUGACAUGAACGAGGACAAUGGCAGCGUUCCUAUUAUUGCGAUUCCCUCCUUCAGUCACAUCGACACCAUCGGGUGGUUCAAUGAGGUGGAACAGAUGUUUCGACGUUGCAGAAUCGCGUCCCAGAUAGCCAAGUAUUUUGUUGUGGCGCUGCAUCUCCCGCCACUGGUGGCUGGUUUGGUGAUCCAUCUUCUUCGAGACGAGAAACCAGGUCCACAGCCCUACGACACACUCAAAGCAGCCAUUAUCGGAACAACCACGGGUUCAGCGCACAUGCGACUGCGAGAGCUGCUAUCCGGCAUGGAACUGGGCAAUCACACGCCGUCUCAGCUAUUUCAACAAAUGUUUCGUGUCGUCAAAACACCCAGGGACCAGGAUCCAUUGCUGCUUCGGGUGUGGGCGCAGCGCCUGCCGAUGGAAAUAAGCGAAGUUGUGCCAGUCGCUGGUCCUAACACGCCAAUCAAAAGACUGCUGACGAUGGCGGAUGAGAUUCACCAAUGGCUCACCAUCACGGGGAGAAAAGAGGAAGGCGCGUGUUGGCGAGGUCAGAUUGAAUUCAGUGGACCUGGCGUAGUAGAGAACACAUAG